AUGUCUGGGGGCCGCUCUCGUCUCUGUGCAGUGGGUGAAUGGGUGUCUUUUGUCUCCCGUGUUUGGGACGUCCUGGAUGUUGACCCCAGACCCUGCAGACCAGUCCCCUCUCCCUCAGACCAGUCCCCUCUCCCUCAGACCAGUCCCCUCUUCCUCAGACCAGUCCCCCCUCCCUCAGACCAGUCCCCCCUCCCUCAGACCAUCUCUAACUGUGAUUCUGCUGCUGUAUCUCUGCAUCAGCCGCUGACAGAAGCCUCAGCUCGGUUCCUGCUCCUCUCACCAGUCUUUGUCCCCCCUGCCCCAGGACGCUGCAGGAAUGUGGGCCAAGCACAGGUGGAAGUCCAUUGGUGGGUCGGCUUUAAGCACAAACGCGAGGCAGGAUUUGACGCGGGAGCCAGACCAGGAAGCAAUAAGAGCGACGAUAAGGAUCUGGGCCAGAAGAAGGAGGAAAGCAGAGAGAAGCGUUUGGAGACUGUCUUUUCCAUUCAGAUCCCAGCGGAGGAAUCCGGCCCGCACCGUCAGACCAAAGAGCUCCUCGCAGGACUGAGCGCUUUAUGGAGCACUUUGCGGGUUAAGGACGUGUGGCGCUGGAGGAGCACCCAGACGAACCCACAGCACCCACAGCACCCACACGCACCCACAGCACCCAGACGAACCCACAGCACCCACAGCACCCACACGCACCCACAGCACCCAGACGAACCCACAGCACCCACACGCACCCACAGCACCCAGACGCACCCAGGCGCAGCCACAGCACCCAGACGCACCCAGGCGCAGCCACAGCACCCAGACGCACCCACAGCACCCAGACGCACCCACACGCACCCACACGCACCCACACGCACCCACACGCACCCACAGCACCCAGACGCACCCAGGCGCAGCCACAGCACCCAGACGCACCCACAGCACCCAGACGCACCCACAGCACCCAGACGCAGCCACAGCACCCACAGCACCCAGAGCACCCAGACGCACCCAGACGCACCCAGACGCACCCACAGCACCCAGACAAACCCAGACGCAGCCACAGCACUCACAGCACCCACAGCACCCACAGCACCCAGACGCACCCACAGCACCCACAGCACCCACAGCACCCAGAGCACCCAGACGCACCCACAGCACCCAGAGGUACCCACAGCAGCCACAGCACCCAGACGCACCCACAGCACCCAGACGCACCCACAGCACCCAGAUGCACCCAGACGCACCCACAGCAGCCACAGCACCCAGACGCACCCACAGCACCCAGAUGCACCCAGACGCACCCACAGCACCCACAGCACCCACAGCACCCAGACGCACCCACAGCAACCAGAGCACCCAGACGCACCCAGACGCACCCACAGCACCCAGACGCACCCACAGCACCCACAGCACCCAGAGGUACCCACAGCAGCCACAGCACCCAGACGCACCCAGACGCACCCACAGCACCCAGAUGCACCCACAGCACCCAGAGGUACCCACAGCAGCCACAGCACCCAGACGCACCCACAGCACCCAGACGCACCCACAGCACCCAGAUGCAGCCAGACGCACCCACAGCACCCACAGCACCCAGACGCACCCAGGCGCACAUUUAGCAUCAAAUAA
Knipowitschia caucasica is the source of this 1602-nucleotide messenger RNA. NCBI's taxonomy places the organism in Eukaryota, Metazoa, Chordata, Actinopteri, Gobiiformes, Gobiidae. The record is from the annotation of a GenBank genome assembly.